AUGUCUGCUCUUCCUCUACGCCCACACGAGGCUCCGAUCCUCACAUUGUUUCGCCGAGAACAGCAGUCGCCCGGCUCUACUCCUGCGCCACCAGCUCUAUCGCCCAGCGCCAUAGUCGGUCUCGCCAUCAUCGGCGGUAUCUUCUUCUGCGUCGCUCUCGCCGCCAUGCUACACAUGUGCCUGCGACCCUCACCGCAAGACUCCAACCCCACGUCCCUCUACCAGCCCGAAGACGCCGCGCAGCUCGCGCGGAUGAAAGAGGUGCGUGAAUACCACCGUCGGGCUGCGUGGGAGAGUGCGGAGGCGGCACACGCGGAGCAACAAUCAGAGAGAAGGGCCAGUUGGGCAUCAACUCCGCGACCGAGAGCAUCGAGGAUGGGAGGCUGGAGGGAGAGGAGGGGCGUGGGCGCGAGUAGACUUGGGCAGACCGCACAGGAAGCGUAUGGCGAGGUAGAACUUGACGAGCAGUGGAGUCUGCAUAGCGACCGACUGGGAGAGCGAGAUGCUAUGGUGCAUGCAGCAGGAGAUUAUGGCGCGGGAACGCAGGGUCCAGAGGCGUUGGGCGAUCGUGGCAAAGGGCGGGCCUUUGAGCGGUAUGAUCGGGCGGAUAUCGAGGCCGACGGAGGCAAGACACAUACCUAUCGCACUACUGUCACCGCCGAUGUGAACGACCUGAGGCCUGUGGCGCUCUAG
Cyphellophora europaea CBS 101466 is the source of this 693-nucleotide messenger RNA. RefSeq lists its product as uncharacterized. The record is from RefSeq and is a predicted model, not a curated record. Bases 1 to 693 code for a protein of 230 amino acids. NCBI's taxonomy places the organism in Eukaryota, Fungi, Ascomycota, Eurotiomycetes, Chaetothyriales, Cyphellophoraceae. The transcript has 2 exons.